AGUGGGGUCUGACCGCAUAGUCUACUAUUUAAGAGAAAGGGAAUUCUCCCUCCCUCUCUCUUUCACUCAGUCCCUAGCUCUCCUGUCUUCUCUCUCUCUCUUUCUCUCUCUCCUCUCACUGGCUACAUCAUCAGCAGUCUGGGUCUCUAGGUAGAUGGAAUAGACUGACUGAGAGAAGGAGAGAAAAAUGAUUGAACUGUCAUUGCUUUAGAAGGCAAAGACACAGACCCACAAGAACAUUUGUUUCAGGCUUUGGUUUCUUUGAGCCAAGCUCUCACAUAGUUCCUUUUUGUUCUGUAACGCUGAUUUAGCUCCGGUGGAGAGAUUCUGUGAAUUCAGUGGAAGGACACAAGGGCAUCUGCGUCAUCUCCCAGAUAGAAGGACUCCAUUCUCCUCCCCCAUCCCUGACUGUUCACAAGUACUCCCAGCAGGACGUGACAGGACCUGGUCAUCAUGGUGAUGAAAGGCCUGCUCCUAGGCUGUGUGACCGUGGCUGUGCUGCUUCAGCUCUCCAGCGCCGGCCUGGUCAAGAAGAUCAUCCGGCACCGCAGAGAAACCCUGAGAGAACCCUCUGAGAACCUGACCCUGCCCCACCCAGACCAGCCGGUGGUCUUCAACCACGUCUACAACAUCAAUGUCCCCUCCAGCUCCCUGUGUUCCGUAGACGUGGAGAGCCCAGGAGGAACCAAGGUCAAGCCUAAACGAAGUCCAGUCCAGUCGGCCAUGCGGAGCUCGGAGAACCUGGACCACACGAUGGACGGAGAGAACCAGAUCGUGUUCACCCACCGCAUCAACAUCCCCAAGCAGGCGUGCGGCUGUGACAACCACAUGCCCGAUAUGAAGGACAUCCUUAGCAGACUGGAGAUGCUGGAGUCUGAGCUGUCCAGCCUCAGAGAACAGUGUGGCAGUGGAGCCAGUUGCUGUGGAGCCCAGAUUACAGGUGAGGUGGCCACCAAGCCUUACUGUAACGGCCGUGGUAACUUCAGCACUGAGACCUGCAGCUGUGUGUGUGAGCCCGGCUGGAAGGGACCCAACUGCACUGAGCCUGAGUGCCCCAACUUCUGCCAAGACCAGGGACGCUGCGUGGACGGCAAGUGUGUCUGCUUCGAGGGCUUCGACGGAGACGACUGCAGCAUGGAGCUGUGUCAGAUGAACUGUGGGGACAAUGGGGAGUGCAUCGACGCCAUGUGUAUCUGUGAGGACGGCUUCACCGGGAACGACUGCUCCCAGACCAACUGCCUGAACAACUGCCUGGGACGCGGCCGCUGCGUGGACGAUGAGUGUGUGUGUGACGAGCCGUGGACGGGCUACGACUGCUCCGAGCUCAUCUGCCCCAAUGACUGCUACGAUCGCGGCCGCUGUGUCAACGGAACCUGCUUCUGCGAGGAGGGCUUCAACGGGGAGGACUGCGGGGAACUCACCUGCCCCAGCAACUGUAACAACCGUGGGAUGUGUGUCGACGGCCAAUGUGUGUGUCACUCUGGCUACAUCGGCGAGGACUGCUCCAAGCUCACCUGCCCCAACGAUUGUACUGAAAGAGGCCAUUGCUUCAACGGGAGGUGCAUCUGUGACCCAGGCUUCGAGGGAGUGAACUGUUCCAUCCUGUCUUGCCCAGACAACUGCAGCAACAGAGGUCAGUGUGUCAACGGAGAGUGCGUCUGCAAUGUAGGAUUUGAGGGUGACGACUGCUCUGAAAUCUCCUGCCCCAAGAAGUGUCUGAACCAAGGCCGCUGUUUGAAAGGACAGUGUGUGUGCAGUAAAGGCUUUGCCGGGGACGACUGCAGCAUCAAGACCUGCCCCAAGGACUGCCUGGGUCGCGGCGAGUGUGUUGACGGCACGUGCGUGUGCUUCAUGGGCUUCACGGGCAAAGACUGCAGCGAGCUGACUUGUCCCAACAACUGUCUGAACCGUGGGCGCUGUGUUAACGGCCAGUGUGUGUGCAACAAAGGCUUUGCUGGGGAGGACUGCAGUGAGAAGACGUGUCCCAACAACUGCCUGGAGAGGGGCUAUUGCGUAGACGGGAAGUGUUUGUGCUUCGAGGGAUUCCAGGGCUUGGACUGCUCUGUGCUGACCUGUCCAGGAGACUGUGAGGACCAGGGUAGAUGUAUGAAUGGAGUGUGUCUAUGUAACGAAGGCUUCAUCGGAGAGGACUGCUCUGGGGUGUCUCCACCCAAGGAUCUGACAGUGCUGGAGGUCACCCCAGAGACAGUGGACCUGUCCUGGGCUAACGAGAUGCAGGUGGCAGAGUACCUGGUCACCUAUGUGCCCACCGCCCUUGGAGGCCUGGAGCUCGACAUGCGUGUGCCUGGGGAUCAGAAGAACGCCACCAUCAGUGAGCUGGAGCCUGGUGUGGAGUAUCUGAUCAGUGUCUUCGCUGUCCUCAACAACAAGAGGAGUGUCCCUGUCAGUGCCAGAGUGGCAACACAUCUCCCUGAGCCUGAGGGACUCAAGUUCACAUCAGUGAGGGAGACUGCAGUAGAGGUUCAGUGGGACCCCCUGGACAUCCCUUUUGAUGGCUGGAACCUAAUCUUCAGAAACACUAAAGAGGAGAAUGGGGAGAUUCUGAACUCCCUGGGCAGCCCUGACACCAUGUUCCAACAGUCUGGGCUGGGACCUGGUCAGGAGUACGAGGUCAAACUGGAGGUGGUGAAGAACAACACCAGUGGACCCCCAGCACGCAAGAAUGUUUUCACAAAAAUCGAUUCUCCCAGAGAGGUGGAUGUGCGUGAUGUGACGGACACCACAGCGCUGGUGACCUGGUUCCUGCCGGUGGCCAUGGUGGACGGGGUGAGCAUGUCCUACGGGCCCAGCGACAACCCCUCAGACAGGAACACAGUGGAGCUGUCCUCCAGCGACACACAACACCACCUGGGCAGCCUGAACCCUGACACAGAGUAUGAGGUGUCUCUCAUGGCCAAGAGGGGAGAGAUGACCAGUGUGCCCGUGUCUGAGACCUUCCUAACAGACCUGGAUGCCCCGCGGGACCUGCAGACGGUAGAGCUGACUGACGAGAGCAUCACUCUGGAGUGGAAGAACAGCCAGGCUCAAGUAGACAACUACCGCAUCAAAUACGGCCCCCUCUCUGGAGGAGACCAUGGAGAGCUGCUGUUCCCAACUGGACCCCUGGACACCACCCAGGCCAAGAUCACUGGCCUGAGAGCUGGGACAGAGUAUGGGAUGGGAGUGACAGCCGUGAAGAGUGAGCGUGAGAGCCUUCCUACCACCACCAACGCUGUUACAGCAUUGGAUGCUCCUAAGAACCUGGAGGUGGAGUCUUCCUCUGAGACUGAGAUGGUGUUGGUGUGGCAGAAGCCGGUGGCUAAGAUCGACAAGUACAAGCUGGAGUACGUGUCAGCCGACGGGCGAAGUGCUGAGGUGACACCCUUCUCCAGAGACGUCAAGUACACCAUGAGGAACUUGACGCCCGGCAUGCUGUACACCAUCACCCUGACCGCUGAAAGGGGACGCAGGCAGAGUGGCCCCACCACCAUCUCCGCAGCAACAGAGGAGGAGAAGCCUGUGCUGGGCAAACUGACAGUGUCAGACGUGUCGUGGGACAGCUUCCUGGUGUCCUGGGUCACUGAGGAGGGAGCCUUUGAUGGCUUUGUGGUUGAGGUGACAGACGCAGAGGCAGGGGUAGAUUGGCAGAACCACACCCUGCAAGAUGCAGCCCAGAGCCUGGGCAUCGUAGGCCUCUCUCCGGCCACCUGGUACAAUGUCAGCCUGUAUGGGCUGUUCAAGGGGGCCCUGUUAGGGCCUGUCUAUGCAGACACCAUCACAGAAGCUGAACCCAUCGUGGAGCAUCUCUUGGUCUCCGACAUCACCCCAGACAGCUGUAAAGUGGCCUGGUCAGCUGAAGAGGACCUCUUUGAUAGUUUUGUCAUUAUGAUCAAUGAUACUAGCGACAACCUGGCUUCUCCGCAAGAGGUGGUCGUGCCCGGCGAAGAGAGAACAACAGUGCUUACCGAGCUAAUUGACGACACAGAGUAUGAAAUUGAGCUCUAUGGGGUCAUUUCUGGACGGCGCUCAGACUCUAUUUCCGGGGUGGCAAAAACAGGUCUGGGCACACCCAAGGGCAUCCGUUUCUCUGAUGUCACUGAUACCUCUGCCAUUGUACACUGGACAAUGCCCAGAGCUCGAGUGGACAGGUACCAUGUCACCUAUGUCCCUGCUCAGGGAGGUGCUCCUAAGACUGUGACAGUGGGUGGAACUGAGUCUCAGAAGGUGCUGCCCAAACUGACACCUGGAGUGACCUACCAGGUGACCGUCAUCUCUGUGAAGGGACAGAAGGAGAGUGAGCCAGGCUCCAGCAGCGUCACCACAGCUUUGGACAAGCCCCGUGGCCUGACUGUAGUCAACAUCACUGACACAGAGGCUCUGCUCCACUGGCAGCCUUCCGUCGCCACUGUAGAUGGAUAUGUCAUCACCUACAGCGCAGACACUGUUGUCCCAGUGAUGGAGAGAGUGUCUGGAAACAUUGUGGAGUUUGAGAUGACCUCCUUGACGCCUGCCACCCACUACACUGUCAAGGUCUACGCCAUGAGAGCGACUGCUAAGAGCACCACCACCACAACUGAGUUCACCACUGAUGUGGAUGCCCCUCAGGAACUGGCAGCCAGUAACAUCCAGACAGAGAACGCCAUGUUGACCUGGAAGGCCCCACACGCUGACAUCACCGGCUACAUCCUCAGCUUUGAGUCAGCUGACGGCACAAUCCGGGAGGUUGUCCUGAGCCCCACAGCCACCUCCUACAACAUGGCCCAGCUGAGUGCCUCCACUGACUACUCCGUCAGACUGCUGGCCAUCGCAGGGCCCAAGAGGAGCAAAGUCAUCACCACCGUCUUCACCACCAUUGGCGUGCUGUACAAACACCCCAGGGACUGCUCCCAGGCCUUGCUGAAUGGAGACACAUCCUCUGGUGUCUACACCAUCUACCUGGGUGGAGAUGAGAGUCAGCCCACCCAGGUCUACUGUGACAUGGAAACAGAUGGAGGUGGAUGGACUGUGUUUGUCAGACGCCAGAGCGGUAAACUGGAGUUCUUCCGCAACUGGAGGAACUACACUGCUGGCUUCGGUGACAUGAACGAUGAAUUCUGGCUCGGCCUGUCGAACCUCCAUAAGAUCACUGUAGCAGGACAGUACGAGCUUCGUGUGGACCUCAGAGACAAGGGGGAUGAAGCCUACGCACAGUAUGACAAGUUCUCCAUCUCUGAUCCCCGCAGUCGCUACAAGGUCCACGUUGGAGGGUACAGUGGUACCGCAGGUGAUUCUAUGACCUACCACCACGGUCGCCCGUUCUCAACCUACGACCAUGACAAUGACAUCGCCGUCACCAACUGUGCCCUGUCCUACAAGGGUGCCUUCUGGUAUAAGAACUGCCAUCGCGUCAACCUUAUGGGACGAUAUGGAGAUGACAGUCACAGCAAGGGAGUCAACUGGUUCCAUUGGAAAGGACAUGAGCACUCCAUUGAGUUUGCCGAGAUGAAGAUUAGGCCAUCCAACUUCAGAAACUUUGAGGGAAGGAGGAAACGAUCGUAAACCAACCGACCGAUCUGCGCUACGACCCAUCUCCUCGUGACCCCUGAACCCGUCCACCGUCCUCUGCCACUGCUGAUUCCAAGGUUGCAUCCCAAAUGGCACUCUAUUUCUUAUGUAGUGCACUACUUUUGACCAGGGCCAGUAGAGCUCUGGUCAAAAGUAGUGCACUAAAUAGGAAAUAGGGUGCCAUUUGGGACACAGCCCCACACUUCCCUGCAGCUACCAAAGCCACUGCCAAGAGCCCAGCCACCUCAAACUACACCCCUCCUCUUGCUCACUCACAGAAAUAAGCACAGAUACAGUAAAAAUGUACUACAAAUCCCACUAUCCAACACCUCCUGAUACAAAAUGGUUGUGUGCAGUAUAAAUACUGUCAAUGCCAAAUUGAUGUGGGAAAAUAUGGAUUUACACGUCACAAACUAAACCCACAGAUUAUACACGUACCAAAGAGAGUAUAAUCUAUAAAACCCAAGUAUAAAGCAUAUGUUUCUUUCUUGUCACUAUCAUGUUACAGUAACAUCACUUAGUGGAGGGGUGCAUUUGAGUCUGGUCUGGGGUAUUAACAUGUAGAAUACUGAUGUAUUCUGCCUCUACAGUGUGUCCAUCUCCUCCAACCACAGUAGGCCAUUAGGGUGUUUGCCAGGGUUGGGUUCAAUUGGAGUUGAAGGCAGUCAAUUCAGGUAGUGAUUUUUAAAUAAAUAGCUUUUGCUUUUCAGUUUAUUGAGUAGUCAUUGAAAAUAAAUCCUCUUUUUUAAAUUAUUGAAUUGGAAUUUCAGUUUACUUCCUGAAUUGACUGCCUUCAAUUCUAAUUGACACCAACCCUGGUGUUUGCAGAGAGACAUGGCUGAUUACAUACAUGUGGUCUUGUUUUAGUGUCAGGGCCUCUUCACUAAUACUGGUAACCUUUAAACUGGAUUAUAGAAAUUAUAUUAUUUGAAUAACACACCACCCACCAAGAGCACAUACAAUACGUACACUCAAUUCAAUCAUCUGGAUUGAAGUGAUGUUAUUGAUAAAAAAGGAUUCUCCACAUAAACCGCACAACUCAUUCAAAUGUAAAAUGUCUAUGUAAAGUGAAGAGAGCUCACAGAGAGUCCUAUCUCAUUCAUUAGUCUAUGUGUGACUCAUCCCUUUUCACUUCAUCAUUCCCUCUCUCCUGAAAUCCCUUCUUGCAAACUGUGAUCUGAAAUGAUAUGGGCAAAAUAAAUGGCAUUCUGAAUAAAGCUAAUCUGCUUCAUCCCACACACAGGUGGACGACAUGAGGUGUUUCCAUUGAUUGUGUGGGCCAUACAGGCACUGUGCAAUUGUCUCUUACACAUGCAACUGAGAUAGUACUACUUUUUCCACCAGCUAUCAUGCAUUAGCUACAGGAUACAGAGAAAAUGUUUAUGUGUUUGAUUUGUUUUCUAUUUCCUUAAGAAAUCCAAGGCAGGACCUAUAAUUCAAUAUACAAUGAAAUUGUGGGUGAUUGUUACAUUUUUGAUGAAUGGGAAAUACGUAUAUGGAUGCAACAGGAGUCAGAGAGGAAUAUUGUGAUGAAAUACAGAAGAUAUGGAUGCUUAAAAUAGGCUAAUGGCCAAUUCCAAUUGACAUUGUAAGGUCAGUGUUUACUUUGUUGAGAAACAUCUAUUUGGGCAGACCAAAAUGAACUAGAGAGAAGUUCUUCUUGUUCUGUUCUGUUCUGUUCUCCCCCUCCCGCCCCCUGCUAUGCCAGGAGACCAAACCACUGAGACCCCCCUCCCCAUGAAAUACCUGUGUAAAUUAAAGUUUCUUUAUUUUCUAUUAUUUUUUAUUGUUUAUAACUGGGUGAACAACAGGUGUUUCUCUGUAACCCGUAUUACAAUAAAAAAAGAUGUUCGUUUAAAAUUGACAAGUCUAA
Messenger RNA from Coregonus clupeaformis (lake whitefish), 7417 nucleotides. RefSeq names its product tenascin. Bases 454 to 5538 code for a protein of 1694 amino acids. Gene Ontology annotation, molecular function: protein binding. The record is from RefSeq and is a predicted model, not a curated record. The transcript is spliced from 23 exons. Lineage: Eukaryota; Metazoa; Chordata; Actinopteri; Salmoniformes; Salmonidae.